AUGCCCAGUAUUGUCUCAAUACCUACAGAUCACUGUGCCGAUUGUGGCAGCCUUUCAAUACGAACCGAUUUCUUUUGGGUUUCAAGGAUAUGGAAGUUUGACGACUCACGAAAAUACGAUAAUGGCUCUACUGUUGAUCCACUUCCCCCCAAGGUUUGGAAGCUGGCUGCAUCUACCGAAGACAUUGAAGCUUUCCGCUCGCUGUACAAUCUGACUCUCGUCGAUGCCACACCCCAAGAGGCCGCCUCAAUGCCGUCCUGGCCGCAACCCCUCUUCCAGUUUCUAGUGGUGGCGCCGCCCAUAACUGCGUGCGGCUUCGGCUCAGCACAGUACUCGUUCUUCGGCACGACGGUCACGCCAGCACAGUUCCUCCAGGUGGUGCUUUCGCCCUUCAUGUUCGUGGCAUGGUGUGUCUCAUUCGGCCUCACGCAGAGCGACAAACUCACUGGGGGGUGGAUGUCGGUACUGGGAUGGGCCGCUUGGUACGACCUCGUAGUCCACCCCUUUGGAUACUAUGCCUUGCCCCCACUGGCCUUCCACCUCAAUGGGUGUGUCCCUGCCGAUGGCAUGGCCUAUCUCGAGCAGGGAGCGCGCAGCCACAGCUUCUGCAUCGUGCAGAGUGCUACGUUUGCUGUGUCUACGCUCUUUAUGAUGCUAGUAGUUUAUGCCAAGGCUCCGGGGGCCUUCAACGGCAUGAUGGUCAUGCCGGCCCUCACGGAGCUUGUCAUCGCUAUUUUUGUGGCAAGCCAGGGCACGCCCAUGGUGGUGUCUGGGAACUGCAUGCUUGUGGAAUUGAAACCAGAUCAAGGCUUCUUGGACUCGGAUAUCAGUACAAAAUGGAAGGUUUUUGCGUCAUUCAUGGGGUUCUGA
Messenger RNA from Clonostachys rhizophaga, 870 nucleotides. Lineage: Eukaryota; Fungi; Ascomycota; Sordariomycetes; Hypocreales; Bionectriaceae. The record is from the annotation of a GenBank genome assembly.